CGAGUUGCUACGGCAGGGCAGUUGCAUGACGCACAGGAGCUCAUAAAGCAAAGCGCGGAGGCGAUCAAACGGUCGACUGAGGUUCUCGAGUAGCCCAUCACCAGCGCCAUGUACAUUGUACCGAGCCUGAUUGUGGUCGUGGUGGUGCUCUUCCUGAUUGCGAUUGGCCUCCUUGUCUUUGCCGGCCGACGCGGCUGGACACACUGGGCCCGUUGCACCCCAGCCAACCUCGCCCUCUCCUAUGUUGCCAGUCCGACCGUACUCCUCGUUUAUCGCCUGGGCAUCUUCACCUACUGCUGCAGCAUUCUCAUCUGGUUGUUGGCGCGCAAAGAGGGUGAGAAGGGUCUGCUCUUCUACACUGUCUGGAACUUUACGUUUCUGACCGUAUUCUUCUUGCUUGCCUCUGUCCAAAGCGUGUCGGCGCGCAUGGUCGGAUAUGAUGUAUCACGAAACCCGAGCACGCGCUUGCUUGAUCGCACAACCCUCAUCAUGUUUGAGAUUGCCAUGACCAUGGUAUUCCUGGUGGACGUCGUUUUGUGGGGAGUGUUGUAUCCUCAGGCCAAGCAUGUGGCUCACCGCGAUGACAACCCCGAUGCUUGCUGCCAAAAGUUUCUCAACUUUGGCUCGUACAAUGUCCAUGGCUUCAACAUGAUCUUUAUGCUGGGCGAGCUCUUCCUGAACCGAAUCCCGAUCAUUCCGGCCCACGUUAGCUUUGUCAUUUUCUGGAUGCUCACAUAUGGAAUCUACUCUUGGAUCAUUCGUGCGUCGGGGGGGCGAUGGGUGUACUUUUUCCUGGACACGACCAAGCAAGAUGCCCCAGGAUGGUACCUGGGCAUGGCGGCAUUGCACAUUGUGUUCUUCUUCUUUGCCUUUGGCCUGACCAAGCUCAAGACGCGUUGCUUCCGGAAUGCUCGUGACACUGAGGCUGAGGAGAUUGAGGCCACCUACUUGCUCUCAACAAACUCAAGCAUCGCCUAAGGUUUCUCGUGCGCUUUCUUCCUUG
Messenger RNA from Monosiga brevicollis MX1, 1003 nucleotides. RefSeq lists its product as uncharacterized. Gene Ontology annotation, cellular component: membrane. The record is from RefSeq and is a predicted model, not a curated record. NCBI's taxonomy places the organism in Eukaryota, Choanoflagellata, Craspedida, Salpingoecidae. The coding region runs from base 109 to 978 and encodes 289 amino acids. The transcript has 8 exons.